AUGGCAUACAAUCGUGAAUGGGACAGAGGGAAGCCGCCACCCACGGACGACGGCUCUACCUGGCAGCAUCAAGCUCCGAGAGGUUCGAGAGACGAUGACUAUUACGGAGAGGGAAAGCGAAGGAAGCACAACAACGGGGGAUACGAUGCAUCUUAUGUCUAUGACAAAGCAUACGAAGAAGGCGGGUACGAUCAAGGACACGGAGCUGCUCGUCAAGGCGACUACGUUCAAGAGCACGCGACGGAUGACCGCUAUCAACGAGGAGGCGGAGGCGGGUAUAACAAGAAACGCCUGAUACCCAGCGAACCAAGCCCGCACGUCAUCUUCUUAGGGCUGGAUCCCGACUUCACAGAGGCAGAUCUGCAAGCGUAUCUGUCCAGCAGCAAGUGCAGCGUCGAAUCGGUCACCAUAAUUCGAGACAGAACCACAGGCACUUGCCCCUUCGGAUUUGGAUUCGCCCAGUUCACAAGCGUGGAGCAUGCCCGUGCUUUCGUCGACCCGCUGUUCCCCUUCGUCCAGAUACCGCCCCCGGCGUCUCACGGCGCCACGGCGUCCACUGCCUUCUACAAGGCACUUGAAGCGGGGAAUCCUGCGCCGCCCGGCGGACGACGUGUCAAGAUCGACUACUCUCAGAGCGCCAGUCCCGGGGAGAAGCGCGCUCGUGGCCCGCAGUACGUCAAUGACGGCACUCGAGACAUCGGGAACACCCAAGCGUCUGUCCUCCUAUUCCGCGGUCUUGACCCGCUGUCUGGCCCUCAAGCCAUCGCCCAGGCUAUGAAGACGUCCGCCGGGCCUGGCAAGGAGGGCGCCAAGGGUAUGCGGAGAAUCGUUCUCGUAAAGGACAAGGUGACCAUGGCCAGCUGGGGCUUUGCAUUCGUAGAGUUUGUGGACGUGCAGUCUGCUUCUGCAGUCCUCGGCGCCACAAUGUCACCGCAGAUCCAUCCGUCUGGGUUCCGGAUAUCGGAUAGGCCUGUCGCUGCGUCGUUCGCGCACCCGUAUUCUUUCCAGCCGCUCCCCGACUAUUCACUACGGGAUGAAGCGUGCCUCAUGUCCUCCACCAGCCUAGGUGGCGUCGAGGGCACUUGGGUGAGGUACUGGGACGAAGCAUCGACUGCGGCAGUGCUUGAGUUUGAAGUCGAGGAGCCUGUCCAGUCGACGCCCACCCCUGCAAAGGAGAAGAAAGAGAAGAAGAAGGCGAAGGAAUCAGCGGCCUCGCCCGAUAAUAAGCCUGUGGAAGCAUCUACACUGCCCGUGUCGGACAAACCUGUCACUCUGAACUUCAAAGGUGGACUGCAGAACAAGCAGGCUACCGGGAAGGUUGCGCCCCUUUUCUCCAUGACAGAUGAAACGCCCGCAGAGGAGACGGAUGCCAACCCGGAUCAGGCGCAGAAUUCGUCUGAGGAUGUCAAAGUUUCAGCGGCGAAGAAAGUUGCCCCAUUAAUUGCAAGCAAGAAGGUCGUGAACAAUAUCAAUAAGUGGAACCAAGUACAAGAGGUACUGAGUCAUGUCACAAAUGCUGGUGGCGAACCCCCUGCUGUGCCUACAAGUGCUCCGCUAGUUAAGGCAAGGUCGGCGACACCGGUACCGGUGGUGGAUGAGUUCGAAUUCUCCGACACCAAUGCCAUGACGUGUCUGCUUUGCGCUAGGCAGUUCAAGUCCCUUGAACAGCUUAAGCGGCAUAAUAAGGAGUCGGAUCUCCACAAGGCAAGCAAGUGCGGCAUACUGUAUUCACGCAAAAACUACAAGGAUGCCACUCUGCGGGAAGUCGCUCGCUCCAAGGCCGUGGCUGUCCGGACGAAGUCCGAGCAACCUAAAUAUCGGGACCGCGCAUUGGAGCGGCGAGUGAUGCACAAUCAACCCGACAUUCCUAUGCCGACCGAAGGUGGCCAGGCUGUCGUUAAGAGGAAACAUGCCGAGGGGCCUCCUCGUCCUGCGCCGACACCGGCUCCGCCCGUUAACCCGGGGCAGGAUGAAAACAAUGUCGGCAACCGCCUUUUGAAGAUGAUGGGUUGGAAGGAGGGCACUGGACUAGGGACGGAGGGAGAAGGCCGCGUUGACCCUAUCCAGACCGCGAUUUAUGCACAGGGUGUCGGUCUAGGGGCGAGCAAAGGCAAGGAAAUCGGCAAGUACGCGGAGGGAUAUUCGGGUUAUGUCCACAUGGCCCAGGAUGCGGCUCGGGAGCGGUAUGGCAGCUGAAUGCGAGCCUGCAAGGCUGCACAGGCUUGCCUGUGUGUUGCCCGUCGUUUGGAUAGGCUCACUUGAUUAAAUUACUGUGUAGUUCAUGAACGAAUGUAUGUGGCUGU
Molecule: messenger RNA, 2303 nt
Organism: Postia placenta MAD-698-R-SB12
Lineage: Eukaryota; Fungi; Basidiomycota; Agaricomycetes; Polyporales; Adustoporiaceae
Exons: 12
Coding region: 1-2196 (731 amino acids)
Biological process (GO): mRNA splicing, via spliceosome
Cellular component (GO): nucleus
Molecular function (GO): RNA binding
Source: RefSeq, a predicted model, not a curated record